Molecule: messenger RNA, 1980 nt
Organism: Aspergillus nomiae NRRL 13137
Lineage: Eukaryota; Fungi; Ascomycota; Eurotiomycetes; Eurotiales; Aspergillaceae
Exons: 1
Coding region: 1-1980 (659 amino acids)
Biological process (GO): DNA-templated transcription; regulation of transcription by RNA polymerase II
Cellular component (GO): chromatin
Molecular function (GO): DNA-binding transcription factor activity, RNA polymerase II-specific; RNA polymerase II cis-regulatory region sequence-specific DNA binding; zinc ion binding
Source: RefSeq, a predicted model, not a curated record
AUGAAGCUGCAUCAGAACAGGCCUGCUCCGAGUCCCACUACCAGUAUUGCACAUCAGCAGCGACAAGCUGAAACUAGCGGUGCAGUCCUUGCCGACACACCAGCGCCCCCGGUAACCUCGUUAGCGCCGGCGGAUUACCGCAUCUUCGACCAAUCUCUCCUCGCCAGCCCCUAUACGCAGGAAUCAGAAAAUCUGCUUGACUGGCUGAUGCCUGAUUUUCAGAACACUUCAUCGCUGCUGUUACCGAUGACGGAUCUCUCCGAUAAUUCCCAUCCGUUGAUCUCAGCCUUAAGCUGUUUACGCUCGGUGCCCCCCGCUGAUGCCCAGGGGAGCCCUGGUCAGCAUGCAGUGCAUGAAGUUCACAAGCUUGUUGAUGAUCUUUCUAAGAGACUGAACGAUGAUCUGCACAAUACGGGAGUUACCCCUCCGUUCGUGGAUGCGUGUUUAAGAGAAUACUUUCGGCGAGUAUCGCCAUCUUUUCCGAUACUCCACGAACCUACGUUCUCUGUGCGGGACUGUAUCUCCCCUCUGUUGUUAAAUAUGGUUGCUUUGGGCUCACUCUUUGUCUGUCUCCCCAAUGCUGCCGAGCAAGGAGAGAUGCUGUGGAAAUUGGGGCAUACCGCGGUUGCAGCCUCGUGGCAGAGCUUGAUCGAAGUGCGAGGGCCGCAGGAUCAGUGCAAUGGUAUCCAGCUGGUCCUAACGGCUCUCCUGGGGCAGACGUAUGCACUACUUUCCAGCAAUACCAGCAUUCGGACCACCGCGUUUGUCUUCCAUGGAUUAGGCUUCUACUGGGCGAGAACUUCUGGCAUGUACUCUGUGGACGAUCUUCAACUAGGAACUAUACCCAACUUGGAAGCAGACUCGGGGGUCAAGGAGGCCGCCUGGCGCACUUGGGUGGCCGCCGAAGUUCAACGGCGAGCAACUCUCGGACACUAUGUCUUGGACGGGCUCAUUUCGCAGGCGUCAGGCUCUGCCGCCAGCGCUCGUCAUCUCACAAACAAAAUCGGGACCGCAUGUUCCGACGCAGCAUUUGCUGCCGAAACCGCCGACAAAUGGAUUAUUGAAAUGGCGCGGUUGGACCAUGUACGGAUCCCAUUCUCAGAGCUAUUUAUCAGAGUGUGUGCGAAAGAUUACAUUAAGGCGCCAUUACAGUUGUCGCUGCUUUCCGUCGCGGUUCUGCUUGAAGGCCUGCAAUCAUUAAUUGCCGAGCUACAUGAUGUUGACAGUCCCGCUUUGGGAACCGUUCCACGCUCGCAGAUCAUUCGAGGUCUCCUAAACCUUUAUGAGGGCGAUCUCUGCACCUCGCGCAGCGUCGAAUCCCUCCAGAAUCUGAUCCGCUGGCAUGCCGCGUGCAUCGAACUUUCCACCCCCACCAUAUUUCUCUACCGGCGCAUCUGCGACGAGUACAAAUUGCCGCAGGUCCUUAGCGGUAUUCCAGUUCGAGGCUGUGCGCGCCCUUUGAACCUCACCAGCUGGGCCCAAAGUGUCGAGGCCUUCCGCGCCGUUCUCCACGCGGUCUCCAUCAUUCGUCUCGUGAACGAACUACCCAGCGGCAAUACUCAUGCAAUGCAUAUCCCCGGCUGCGUCUUUGCCGCCUCCAUGAUUUUAAUCGCCAUUCACCUUUGGAAUAAGACGAAGGUCAAGAUCCCUAAAAGUUUGCGAUGGCACGACGUGUGGGCCGGUGUCAUCGCGGAGAACAAUCCCGCCGAUGGAACCCCACUGCACGAGAACAUAGGUUAUGCGACUACUCCGGCUUCUGUCUUGCCCUCCAUAUCCCCCAUUUCGGCUGACUUCAGCGGGGCUGAGGAAAUAAUUCGCACAUUGAACCCAACUGGCGCGGAUGAUGCGAUGACAUCGGUGAAUAUACUGUCCGAGGUGAAUUCCCUGCAGAUCAGCCUGAAGACAGUGGCCUCGCGGUGGCGGAUUUCGUCACAGAUGGAGGAGAUCAUUGGGCGUUUAGCGAUGCUGCCUAGGCAGUAG